GGGAGAGUCGGGCCAUCGCCAUCCCAGUUCCACUCAUUUCCUCCCCCUCCCCUCCCCUCCUGCGUUCAUCAUCUCCCUCCCUCUGCCUCUCCUCUUUCCGUGAUUACCCCCCUUUGCUCCUGCCUCUCCUGGUAUCGGCAUCUGCCCCGUGACGCCAGCCAUCAUGCGGAGGAAUCUCGGCCAGUCGCGGCUGCAUACGCAGCGGCAGGAAUCCACUGUUCGCGUCGAUAACCGCUACACGGCCAGCAGUGCCCGGCCGGUACAGCGAUACCGCGCCGGGACCAUGCCCCAGCACCUUCGCGAGGGCGAUCGUCUGAACUCGACAACCAGUGACGCCGCCUCCCCCGGCGACUCGACUACCGCUCGGCGGCUUACGGCCACAGCCCGACUGAGUGCCGCGGCCAUUGCGCGCGACGCAAAUGCACCCGGCACCGAUACCGGCAUGGUUUUCGAUUUCUCCAAACCCGCACGGGCCUCAGCUGCUCCGGCUCCCGCGAUCACCACCUGGGAGGAGGACGCUUUCGGCGAGGCCCCUGAUGCACUGGACGACUCCGAUAGCGACAGCGGGGGGACGCCGCGGGUGUCUCGCUUCAGCGAGAUGGUCCAGCCCGAGGAGGACAACGACUCUGAGGAUGAUGACGCCUUCCGCCGGCGGUUGCUGCUUCAAGCCCGGCUGCGCCAGCGCCAGGACAGCGACGAGGAUGACCGCAGCGAGGAAAGCGAUGCCGAUGAGGCCGAUGAGGAGGACCACAGCCGCGAUCGGCUGGGCAUGCGCACCACCCAGGCCACCGCCGAGCAGAUCGCCCAGGAGCUCGGCAUCGCGCAUGACACUGAGGACCAUGAUCAAUACUUUGAAGAGCCACUACGCCAGAGGCCGGUCUUUGUCCGGAAGACCGAGCGCCAGAUUGUCUCCGAGGAGGCAGCCUCUUGGCAAGAGGAGGAGGAGGCCGCCGCCGCCGGGGAAUAUGCCGCCGCUACUGAGCGUCGCCGCGCCGAAACCCUCUCGCUCAUUGCCUCGGCCGUGGCCCGCGAGGAUGCCGCUCGGCAGCAGGCCCUCCAGGGAACCAGCUCCCUGGCGGCCUCCUUCGCCGAAACGGUGGUCGAUGAUACAGAUGCCCCGGGCGACGAGGAGGAGGCCUAUGCCGCGUGGCGCCUGCGCGAGCUGGCUCGCAUGAAGCGCGACCUGGACCAGCAGCAGCAGCGCGAGCGCGACCAGGCCGAGAAGCUCCGCCGCUCAACCCUCACCGAUGAGCAGAUCCUCGCCGAAAAUCGCCGCGACCCCGAGCUGGCCGAUCGCUUCCCCACCAAGCCCCAGCGCAUGGCCUUCGGCCAGCGUUACAUCCAUUCCGGGGCAUUCUUCCAGGACUCCGAGGCUGCCAAGCGCGCGGACUUCUCCAAACAGACCGAGGAUGAUGUUCGCCGGCGCGAUCUCCUCCCGGAGUACCUCCAAGUCCGCAACCCUGGGCGAAGUGGUCGGACCAAGUACACGCACUUGGCCGCCCAGGACACCCGCCGGGCUUCCGGGCCCGAGCAUAGCGACCGACGCCGGUGACCCUCGACCCCAUGUGCGGCCUGGUGUCCUCGUCAAUGAACCCGAUUCUUUUGUUGCC
Molecule: messenger RNA, 1610 nt
Organism: Fonticula alba
Lineage: Eukaryota; Rotosphaerida; Fonticulaceae
Exons: 5
Coding region: 164-1552 (462 amino acids)
Biological process (GO): mRNA splicing, via spliceosome
Cellular component (GO): U2-type spliceosomal complex
Molecular function (GO): RNA binding
Source: RefSeq, a predicted model, not a curated record